AUUUUCUGGCCUUUUCUCUUGCAGCAGUCAUGGAUUCCAGAUGCAUGGAAAUAGCUGCCCUGGGAAGACCUCUGUAUCCUGGAAUGUUGUAUGAUUGCCGGAGCGACUCCUUUAUUCCAGGUGUUACUUUAUGGGAUAAAAAUGCAUUGCAUGAUGACCUUGAUGUUCAUCAGAAGCCUAAAACACAUCUGAAAUUUUCUGCUUCUGAUAGUCUCAGUGAAAAGGCAAACCUCCUAGACAUAAGCGCUUCCCUUAAAGCCAGUUUCCUAAGUGGAUUGGUGGAGGUUGGAGGAUCGGCCAAGUACCUGCAAGAUACCAAAUCUUCAGCACAUCAGUGCAGAGUUACUAUGCAGUACACCCAGACAACAACAUUUGAACAGCUCACUAUGAAGGAGCUUGGUAAUAUCACCUACCCACUAGUAUUUGACCAGAAAACAGCCACUCAUGUAGUUACAGCUGUACUGUAUGGAGCUCAGGUUUUCAUGGUGUUUGAUUAUACAAGUGCAGAAAAUGAAAACAAACAUGAAAUUGAAGGUAACCUUCAUGCAGUGGUCAAUAAGAUCCCUACCAUUUCCAUUGAGGGGCAAGCAUCCCUUAACAUGACUGAAGAUGAAAAAAAAAUGGCAAAGAAUAUUACUGUCACAUUUUAUGGUGACAUUAAACUUGAAGAAAACCCCACUACAUACAAUGAAGCCCUGGAAGUGUACAAGAAGGUGCCUGAUCUGAUGAAGCAACAAGGUAAAGGUGUGCCUCUGACAGUGUGGCUGUAUCCUCUCAAUCUUUUGAAUGAUAAGGCUGCAAAGUUGUUGAGAGAAAUUGAUUUGAGCCUGGUGUGUGAAACAGAAAGUUUGCUGGAGGAAUUCGGUGAAAUGGAGAGAAUAUGCAACGAUUUGAUCAAAAGAAAAAUAACAGAUGAUUUCCCUGACCUAAAGUACAGGUUGCUAAAAUUUCAUGCAUUACACAAAAGUUAUACAAGUUUGUUAAAGAAGGCACUAUGUAGAGUUCUGCCAGCGAUUCGUGGUGGGACACAAGAGGACAAGGCACUAAGUGACAUCCUGAGCAACCAUUACACAUCACCCUUUAAUAUAAGCAACAUGAACAAAUGGUUAGAUGACAUUACAGCUGAAUUAAAUAUACUGAGCUCCUAUACCAUUGGGUUGAAGGACAUCACAGUUGUAAAAUCAUCAGGGUCACUCAAUUCCAUCUGCCUUCAUCCUGAUGUUGAUGUGGUGGUAUGUUUAUCAUUUACAUCUCUAAAGCAUGAUGACUCCUGCCUAGAAGCUCUACAGGACUUUAACAAAUCUGAAGGAUUUACAAUGAUGAGGCAAACAAGUGAGAGAGAUUCCAUUCUAAAAGCAGCACAGCCUUGGUUCACUUCUCCUGACAUUUCUAAAAGGAUGAAGCAGAAUCUUUCUCUCUUUACUACUUUUUCAAAUGGCAAUAAAAAUGAGAAGAGAAUCAAAUUCAUCAUUGCCUCCAUAUCUGAUCCCAGCAAUCCAGGAAUCUCCAUCCAACUUUAUCAGAUUGGCUCUCUGACAGAUCCUAAGUUCCAGCCUGUAUCCAAACCUCCCAAACCUGUAGUGGAGACCAGUGAUGGGAAAGUCACCCUGAAGCUUUCAAAAUCCCCAACUGGAGAGACUUUACACUUCAGAGUUGAGUACAGGAUGACAUCUUCAUAUGAUUCAGCAGCUGAUGUUGAGGAAUGGACAGUCAAAGACACGUCAAAUGCACAGAAUACCUUCACAUUGACUGGACUAAAGCCAACAGAACAAUACUGGGUCCGAUACAGAGCUGUUAGUGAUGUGGGAGUGAGUGAAGCCAGCGACUCUGUCCCCUUCACCUUUCAAGGGAAGCUCACUGUGACAGUACACCAAUGGAACUUCUCCAUGCCUUCUCUCAUUACUGAACUCAGGACUAAAAUAAUGACCACUGUCGGCAUGUCACGAUGGUCUCCAUCUACUAUCAAGUCAGAGGUUAUAAAUAUUGUCAACAAUCCUACCAUUUCUUACACUGAGGAAAUCCCUGGAGGGCUGAGAGAAGGAAAAGCUUUGUACUUCCAAGGGGUCGUUUUUUCAAACGGUCAAUCGUUUACCUUGGAUUUUGAAACCGACGAGGGAGACGUCGCUUUUCACUUUAGGUCCUGGUUCAAUGAAUUUUUUCGAUGUAACAGCUAUGUGAAAAAGAAAUGGCAGGAUGAAGAACGUGUACAGUGUAACAUUUCCAAAGGAUCAGCAUUUGAAAUUUUUGUUGUGAUCAAAACAGAAGGUUAUGAGGUAUGGGAAUUAAAAGAAUAA
Molecule: messenger RNA, 2294 nt
Organism: Tachysurus vachellii
Lineage: Eukaryota; Metazoa; Chordata; Actinopteri; Siluriformes; Bagridae
Product: cytolytic toxin-alpha-like
Exons: 5
Coding region: 30-2294 (754 amino acids)
Molecular function (GO): carbohydrate binding; protein binding
Source: RefSeq, a predicted model, not a curated record